Molecule: messenger RNA, 1142 nt
Organism: Trichoderma atroviride IMI 206040
Lineage: Eukaryota; Fungi; Ascomycota; Sordariomycetes; Hypocreales; Hypocreaceae
Molecular function (GO): oxidoreductase activity, acting on a sulfur group of donors, disulfide as acceptor
Source: RefSeq, a predicted model, not a curated record
AUCAUCAGCGUGCAUCAUUUUGGAUUUUUAUUGCCUCAAGUACGAAUAUCACGAAUUUUAGGAUACCCGCAUCUUUAUCCCAGCUACGCUUUAACGACUCUCUCCGCCACUUCAGCUCCCUUCAUCACCGCCAUCCCGAGCUUCAUCAUGGAUGAAAAGCACCAGCAUCUACCGCAGCCCAUGAACAUGGAUCCUCCUCGUGCGUCGACGAUAUUCGCCAAGGCGCGCCGGCUGCUCCUGAUUGCGGUCCUUCUGAUCGUGAGCUUCCACUUGGUCGCUGUGCCUUUUAUGCCAAAGGAUUUCUUCCAGUGCGACCAUGGUAGCACGACAAAGGCCCUCGUCCCGUUCGAAGCGCACAUCAUCAGCAAAUGUCCCGAUACCAGACAUGCCCUUCGCAACCUGAUCCUGCCCGCGAUGCAAAAGGUCCACGACAAAGUUGACUUUCAACUUUCAUACAUUGGCAAGCCCACCGCCAACGGCGGUGUCGAAUGCAAACACGGCCCCUCCGAGUGCAUCGGCAACAUCAUCGAACUCUGCGCCCGCGAGCUCUAUCCCGACCCCAAGAUCCAUCUCGGCUUCGUCAUGUGCCUGACCAAGGACUACCCCCAGAUCCCUGAUCGCGCGCUCAUCGAAGACUGCGCGCUCGAGCAUGCCAUCGAUUUCAACAAGCUCAAUGAGUGCGCCGCUCGUGAUGAGACUGCCCACGGCAUUGAGCUGCUGCGAAACAGUGUCCAGCGGUCCGCUGAUGCCAACGUAACCAUUAGCUGCACCAUCCGUCUCAACAACGAAGUCUAUUGCAUUCGCGAUGACGACCAGUGGAAGGACUGCCCCAACGGCCCCGGCGUCAACGACCUGGUCCUCGCUAUUGAGAAGCUAUACCACGGUUCGUCGUGAGCGGCUCGAAUAUUCCCGUCCAUAGCUCGCUCGCCUCGCCCAACGUGUAGCUCAUCGAUAGUGCAUCCAUACCCGCCUCGUCGUCUCCCCCCAUGAUCUUCAGUGUCUCUAUAAUGCUGUCAAGGCCAACAGCCUUGCCCGUGGCUUGUGUGGCUCCGGCCUCUAGGGCAACAUGAACAAUGUGUAUAUGGAAGUGGUAAUAGGUCGGUUGAUAGUGAACAUAGAGCUUCAGCUGGUUCUCCUCGAUG